Messenger RNA from Propithecus coquereli (Coquerel's sifaka), 2061 nucleotides. It is a transcript of the gene NOX3, whose product is annotated as NADPH oxidase 3. Gene Ontology annotation, molecular function: superoxide-generating NAD(P)H oxidase activity. The record is from RefSeq and is a predicted model, not a curated record. The transcript has 14 exons. Gene Ontology annotation, biological process: superoxide anion generation; defense response. Bases 1 to 2061 code for a protein of 686 amino acids. Gene Ontology annotation, cellular component: plasma membrane; NADPH oxidase complex. NCBI's taxonomy places the organism in Eukaryota, Metazoa, Chordata, Mammalia, Primates, Indriidae.
AUGAUGGGGUGCUGGAUUUUGCACGAGGGUCUCACCAUCAUAUUAGUACUCUCAUGGCUGGGAGUGAAUUUAUAUCUGUUUAUUGACACAUUCUGUUGGUAUGAAGAGGAGGAGUCUUUCCAUUAUACACGAGCUAUUUUGGGUUCAACACUGGCUUGGGCCCGAGCAUCUGCAUUGUGCCUGAAUUUUAACUGCAUGCUAAUUCUACUACCUAUCAGUCGAAACCUUAUUUCAUUCGUUAGAGGAACAAGCAUCUGCUGCAGAGGACCAUGGAGGAGGCAAUUAGACAAAAACCUCAAAUUUCACAAACUGGUUGCCUAUGGGAUAGCUGUUAAUGCGACCAUCCACAUCGUGGCACAUUUGUUCAACCUGGAGCGCUACCACUUGAGCCAGAGAGAGGAAGCGGAGGGACUUCUGGCUGCACUUUCCAAACUUGGCAACACCCCAAAUGAGACCUACCUCAACCCCAUCCGGACCUUCCACACAGUGAGUUCUUGCAUGCUAAGUAGUUUCUCAUCUGAAAAGUCAGAAUUCUGGCCUUUUAGCAGCGUCCAGAUAAGAAUAGCUGUACCUUUAUUGAUCACCCAGGCUUUACCAAGCCUUAUUCGAAGUCCCCAGGGACGGCGUGAAGAACACGUCUUCACGUUGAUGAAACCCUUCCUCCUCAAUACCUGCAAGAAUGUGGCCGGUCACGUUGCAAAGGCGCUGCUUGGUCACCAGCAGCUCUUCCUCUGCUUCCUACACCAGCAGAACCCCCUUUUCCGCUCCUCGUUCUCCCAACACUGUGGCUGCUCAGCGCCGGGGUCCGUACCCCAGGCGAGGCCUCUGUUUCCACACAGCCUGGAAGAGCAAGCACACAACCCGGAAGAGCACGCGCACAGCCCGGAAGAGCAAGCGCACAGCCCGGAAGAGCACGCGCACAGCCCGGAAGAGCACGCGCACAGCCCGGAAGAGCACGCGCAUAGCGGCAGAGCGGCCUAUCCCAGGGAGUCGCGCUCAGCCUUCGUGAUUCUGGGUCCCACUCGAAUUGUGCGAGGCCAAACCCCAGAGAGUCUCUCGCUGCACAAUGUUACGUUCUGCAGAGACCGCUAUGCCGAAUGGCAGCCAGCCGCCCAGUGCCCCGUGCCUCAAUUUUCUGGCAAGGAACCCUCGGCUUGGAAAUGGGUUUUAGGCCCUGUGGUCUUGUAUGCAUGUGAAAGAAUAAUUAGGUUCUGGCGAUUUCAACAAGAAGUUGUCAUUACCAAGGUGGUGAGCCACCCCUCUGGAGUCCUGGAACUUCACAUGAAAAAGCGUGGCUUUAAAAUGGCGCCAGGGCAGUACAUCUUGGUGCAGUGCCCGGCCAUAUCCUCGCUGGAGUGGCACCCCUUCACCCUCACCUCCGCCCCGCAGGAGGACUUCUUCAGUGUGCACGUCCGGGCAGCAGGAGACUGGACGAGAGCUCUACUUAAGGCCUUUGGGGCAGACGGACAGGCCCCCAAGGAGCCCUGGAGCCUGCCAAGGCUGGCGGUGGACGGGCCCUUCGGAGCCACUCUGACAGAUGUGUUUCACUAUCCGGUGAGCGUGUGCAUUGCUGCAGGAAUUGGAGUCACUCCCUUCGCCGCUCUUCUGAAAUCUAUAUGGUACCAAUGCUGUGAUUCACAGACCCAGCUGAAGCUGAGUAAGGUGUAUUUCUACUGGAUUUGCCGGGAUGCGAGCGCUUUUGAGUGGUUUGCCGAUCUCUUACUGUCGCUGGAAACACGGAUGAGUGAGCAAGGGAAAACUCACUUUCUGAGUUAUCACAUAUUUCUCACUGGCUGGGAUGAAAAUCAGGCCAUUCACAUAGCUUUACAUUGGGAUGAAAACACUGAUGUGAUCACAGGCUUAAAGCAGAAAACCUUCUAUGGGAGACCUCACUGGAACAACGAGUUCAAGCGGAUCGCCUACAACCACCCCGGCAGCAGCAUUGGCGUGUUCUUCUGUGGACCCAAAGCGCUCUCCAAGACACUUCAAAGGAUGUGCCACUUAUAUUCGUCAGCUGACCCCAGGGGUGUUCAUUUCUAUUACAACAAGGAAAGCUUCUAG